AUGAAAUCCUGGCUGUUGUUCCUCCCCCUCGUCCGCUGCGACGUGCUCUGGAGCGGCUUCUUCGACGCCAACUUUACCGUCGACCACUUUGACAAAUGGUCCUGGUCCAACCAAAUCCCCCCGUACCAAUGGUACAUCCACGGCUCGCAGCCCACACCUCACUACUUGGGCCUCUCGCCCGACUUCAAGAACCCGGCCUCCAAGGUUGAUGCCCAGGGCAUCAGAAUCACCAUCGACAACACCUCCUCAUGGCACAACCAAACAAUGAUGCGCAGCGAGAUCAUCCCCCAGAGGGCCCAGACAACCACCAACCUGGGCCAGGGACACCUGUACUACCAUUUCUCGGUGUCGACGCGCGAGAUCAACGCCCCGGAUCCGAGCCUUGAGCAUCAGAUUGCAUUUUUUGAGAACCACUUCACGGAACUCAAGUACGGACGGCUCAGCGGCACCGCCGACGAUAAUACGCUGCGGUGGAUGGUGGGCGGGCAGACGAAGUGGUCGACUCCUCUAGUGGCCGGGACAUGGUACAACUUUGCGUACGAUAUCGACUUUGACGCGAAGACGGUGGGCCUGUGGGCGUCCACUGGUGCGGAGGCGCUGAAGAAGAUCGUGGAGAACGUGGGUGCGAAUACGUUCACCGAUUCCCAGGAUUGGCAUGUCGGAGAGCUGAGGCUGGAUAAUGGGGCCAACGCGCCUGCCGAGGAUUGGUUCUGGUCGGGGGUUUAUGUGGAGAGUGGGAAGGUGACUACGGAUGUGGCUGGGCCUUCUGCUUAUUGA
This is a messenger RNA of Aspergillus pseudoviridinutans, 777 nucleotides long. Its product is annotated as glycoside hydrolase family 131 protein. Lineage: Eukaryota; Fungi; Ascomycota; Eurotiomycetes; Eurotiales; Aspergillaceae. The record is from RefSeq and is a predicted model, not a curated record. The transcript is spliced from 4 exons. The coding region runs from base 1 to 777 and encodes 258 amino acids.